Messenger RNA from Paracoccidioides lutzii Pb01, 183 nucleotides. RefSeq lists its product as hypothetical. The transcript has a single exon. The record is from RefSeq and is a predicted model, not a curated record. The coding region runs from base 1 to 183 and encodes 60 amino acids.
AUGCGCCUCUUAGAAAGCUGCCCUGCAAUCAAGCAGCAUCUAGAUGCGGGGAAGGUUCAGGCCCGCGGAGAUCCUGAACACAGUGUUGGGAAUAUUUCUUUUGCCAAAGCUUGGAGAUACGAGAUCGAUUUGAAAUACUCCGCACGGGGGCUUCCGUGGGAUUUAUGGGCUUCCGUGAGAUAG